UUUGAUAAGUGAUAAAUGAUAAUAGUAAACGGCUGUGCCUGUGCGCCAUGCGCGGAACGCGUCUGUCUACCGUCCGUGCAUUGGUGGUCGGAGGGAAGCGUAUGUUUACUAUGUUUGCAUAAUAUCGAUAUCGCAUUUCCGAUUUCGCAGUCCGCUCGCCCACGUUGUAUUCUCAACUCUGCGAUUUCGUUUCACCGACCGACUGAGUUCUGUCUGCCAAGUGCCAACUGCACAGGCGUUACGACGAAAAUGGUGCGACAGAACUCGAGGCUGUUGGUGGUCUGCGGACCGUCGGGCUCCGGCAAGUCGACGCUGCUGCGCAAGCUGUUCGACGAAUAUCCCGACAAGUUUGGUUUCUCGGUGUCGCACACCACCCGAUCGCCAAGGCGUUUCGAGGUGGAUGGCCAACACUACCACUUCACCACAAAGGACCAAAUGCAAGCGGCCAUCGAUCGAGGAGAAUUCCUCGAGCACGCCAUCUUCUCCAACAACAUGUAUGGUACCAGCCUUAAAGCGGUACAAAAUGUUCAAAAGUCUGGCAAGAUUUGUGUUCUUGAUAUCGACAUGCAAGGAGUCAUUCAAAUCAAAAAAGUGGCUAAUCUGAAACCGGUUGGUGUGUUUGUUAAACCUCCCAGUAUUGGUGAACUCGAAAUACGAUUGCGCAGACGGAAUUCAGAGUCUGAGGAUAAUCUACGAGCUAGAUUGAAUGUCGCACAACAGGAAAUUAACUAUGGAGAAACACCUGGAAACUUUGAUUGUAUUAUAAUAAACGAGUCCUUAGAUAAAGCAUACAAUGUGUUCAAAGAAUUUGUUUUAAAGUCCUUUGAAACUGUUGAAAAUUAAGUAUACAAUUAAACAAUACCUAAAGUAUUCAGUAUUCACAACUCAGUCAGUAGGUUUUAGUUAUUAUAAUUGUAAAAUGUUUUUGUUUACUUUAUAAAAUAUUGCUAAAAAAAACAUUCUAGAAUAAUGUCAUACCUCGUGUUAUACUUAGUUUUUAAUUGAUAUUGAGCUGUAUAAAAUAAUUUAAUUUAGUUUAUGAUUAGAGAACAUGAGUACAUUUUACAUAGUGUAUUAGCUAUCUAGACAAUUUAAAACAAUAUUAAUUAAUGACUUCUAUAUUUUACUAUUAAUAAUACUAUAUUUUAUUUUGAAUGUUUAACAAAUCAUGUCAAUACUUCUAACCUUAGCGAUUUAAAUAGACUAAGGUGAAUUUUCAUUGCCUUUACUAUUUUCUAAGAAGAAUACAUCAUAAUACUUCUGAUGUUCCAUAUAUAUUUUUAUUUAAUUUUUUAUUUAAAGGAAAUUUGACUGAUAUACUAUUCUGAGAAACUAAAUUAUUAGUGGAGGCCAUAUAAGGUCUAAAAUCCAUAAUCAUUCUUAAACAACUCAUGGUCUCAAUUUUGUUCAGUCGAUAAUUAUUAAUUACUGUCUCUAGUAUCAUAUCCACAUUUUAAUUGUUCCAACAUAAUGUAAUAACAAAAUGAACUAGUUAUUUCUUCACUUACAUAUCGUGAUUUACACAGUACACAACAUUUAUUUUCUAUCUUGAUUAUCUUACGAAUGUUAUAUGUUGUGCCAAAUGUAGUUUUUUUUAUUAAUUAAAUCGAAAUUAAAUAUAAAAUUGUUAACUAAUAUUGAAAUACUAAAAAAAGAAAAAUUUAAACAAUUGUAAUUGUUGGUAGUACAACUCAAAUUAAGUAUAUAUAGUCUAUAUAGUCAUAAUGUUAACAUAACUCAAAUCAUACAAUGUUAUAUACAAUAUAAACAUAAAACUACUUGUUCCAAAUAGAAAGAAAAAAAUAUUACAUUUAACUGUGUUGGUUGUAUCUGAUUUAAAAAUGAGACUGGUAUAAUUUAAUAUUUUUUUAUACAAUGUGUGUUAAUAAUUAAUAUAUUGAUGUGAAGAAUACAUCAUUUGAGAUCCAAUUUAUUACUAGUAAUAGCAUUAAAAUUAUGGUUUCUUAUUGUAUGGUUUCCCAAAUCAAAAUGCUUGUCUAAAAUUUAUUUUCUUAUAAUUAUCCAUACUGUUGGCUUCUUUUUUGUUGAAUAUAUAUAAAUAUAUACUAUAUACAUGUUAAUGAAUAAAAUAGAUAUGUAGUUGUUUACAACAAUAUAAUAUUGAGAUUUUAAAUUAUGAAAAAAACUAGGUAAUAAAUAUGUAAUUCUAUUAAAAAAGACUUUUUUUUAGUAUUUAUUUGUAUUUAAUCAAUGUAAUGUUAAAGAUAUUGUCUUGUUUUAAAAAUAGUAUUUUGGAUAAUAUUUUACAGAAUAAAACUAAAAUGUCAAUAAAAUAAAUAAUGUCAUCUAGUUCCAUUUAAUUGUACCAUUUUAACUCGCAUUAUUAUUUUUAAAUUAAGAUAUAACCUAAAGCAAAUGUUACACAUAGCUUACACUCCAACAAUCGUGUAUACCUGUGUUUAAUAUUAAAAAUUUAGUAUACUGUAGAUAGUGUUUAAAACCAUUAUAUUACGUAUUUAAGUUAGACUAAUAUUAAUUAUUAUUGUCAACAUACUUAUAUUUAAUUUAUUUUUUUACCUCAAUUAUAAUUUUGUUCUAAGUUAGUCUAAAAUAUAUAUUUUAUUGUUUUUAUUAUUGAAAAUACAAUUUUUUGUUGUAUA
Metopolophium dirhodum (rose-grain aphid) is the source of this 2621-nucleotide messenger RNA. RefSeq lists its product as uncharacterized. The record is from RefSeq and is a predicted model, not a curated record. NCBI's taxonomy places the organism in Eukaryota, Metazoa, Arthropoda, Insecta, Hemiptera, Aphididae. Gene Ontology annotation, cellular component: cytosol. Gene Ontology annotation, molecular function: GMP kinase activity. The transcript has 4 exons. Gene Ontology annotation, biological process: purine nucleotide metabolic process. The coding region runs from base 16 to 843 and encodes 275 amino acids.